AGUCAACUGAUGUUUUCUCAUGAGCUGAUAAUGAUGUAUAGUUAAUUUUAGUGUGUGUAUUUAUACUUUUUCUUUUUCUAAUCUACAAAUGUACUUUUUAAUUAUAUGGGGCAGAUUCUAUAAUUGCUAGGUAAUCCACCAAAGUGGUAAAAUUUAGCAAGUUAAAAGGGGAAUGGUUGGGCUUCGUCUUUGUUUCGUAUUACUAUUAGACAAAUACACAUGGUGUUAGGGUCUCUUACAGCUGCAGCAGAUACCUUUCCUCUGCCAAUUGCCAUGUUGGAUCUCUCAGUGAAGAUUGUGUCUUUAGGAGGACAGAGAAGAACAUCUCUCACUUCUCUUUCUUAGCUUCUUCUCCUUGCUACUACAUUGUCUGUAGCAGGAGUAUAUAGCCUCAAAGCGAGCUUCUUUUGGUUUUUGAUCUUGAGGGAUCUUGUUCAUUCUAGUUUGUCGUAAAAUGGGCCUGUCACAUUUCUUGGUUUUGGGAUCUGGGUUUUGAAGAUUUGUUCAAUAAAUUUUUCUUUUUUGUGGGUUUUGGUUCUUCAGUUGUAGAUAGUUUAUUUAUUAUUAUUAUUUUGUUGGUUCUUGUUUUUGUGAAGAAAGAGGAAAAACGAAAUGGCUCCGAGAUUGGAUUUUUCAGAUUGGUGGGCAAAAGAUAGCAAGAAGGGUACUCCAGUCGUAGUCAAAAUGGAGAAUCCGAACUACUCUGUUGUAGAAAUCAACGGCCCAGAUGCUGCAUUCCAGCCGGUUGAGAAGAGCCGAGGCAAAAAUGCCAAGCAAGUCACAUGGGUUUUGCUCCUCAAGGCUCACAGAGCAGUAGGUUGUGUUGCUUGGAUAGCUACUUUCUUCUGGGCAUUUCUUGGAGCUAUCAAGAAAAGGUUGAUCUACAGACAAGGAGUUACAGUGGCCAGUGAGAAGCUGGGCAAAGGAAAAUUGGUACUUAGAAUCAUUAAAAUGUUUCUAGUGACUUCUUUAGCAAUCUUGGCUUUUGAAGUGGUUGCUUAUUUUAAAGGCUGGCAUUAUUUUGAGAAUGCUAAUCUACACAUUCCGAGGACUUCAGAUUUGCAAGGCUUGCUACACAUGGUUUAUGUUGCUUGGAUAACAUGUCGGGCUGAUUACAUUGCACCUCUAAUUCAACUUCUUUCUAAAUUCUGUGUUGUCCUAUUCCUUAUUCAAUCUUUAGAUCGCAUGAUACUAUCUUUAGGUUGCUUUUGGAUUAAAUACAAGAAGAUAAAACCAAGGAUUGUUGGGGAUCCAUUCAAGUCAGAUGAUGCUGAGGCACCAGGCUAUCAGUAUCCCAUGGUUCUUGUUCAAAUGCCAAUGUGUAAUGAGAGGGAGGUAUAUGAGCAAUCUAUCUCUGCAGUCUGCCAACUUGAUUGGCCAAAAGAUCGAUUACUUGUUCAAGUUCUUGAUGAUUCUGAUGAUGAGAGCAUCCAGUGCUUGAUCAAGGCAGAAGUUGCUAUGUGGAGCCAAAAGGGCAUCAACAUAAUUUAUCGGCAUCGUGUGGUUAGAACUGGUUACAAAGCUGGCAAUCUCAAGUCUGCAAUGAAUUGUGAUUACGUGAAGGAUUAUGAGUUCGUUGCAAUAUUUGAUGCAGAUUUCCAACCUAAUCCAGACUUUCUUAAGUUAACUGUGCCUCAUUUCAAGGAUAAUCCUGAACUAGGGCUGGUUCAAGCGAGAUGGUCCUUUGUGAACAAGGAUGAGAAUUUAUUGACUCGUCUUCAAAACAUUAAUUUGUGUUUCCAUUUUGAGGUUGAACAGCAAGUUAAUGGUAUAUUCCUAAAUUUCUUUGGUUUUAAUGGAACUGCUGGUGUCUGGAGAAUCAAGGCCCUUGAGGAGUCCGGUGGAUGGCUUGAACGGACCACUGUAGAGGACAUGGACAUAGCUGUUCGGGCACAUCUCAAUGGUUGGAAAUUCAUUUUCCUCAAUGACGUAAAGGUUCUUUGCGAAGUUCCAGAAUCCUAUGAAGCUUACAGGAAGCAGCAACAUCGCUGGCAUUCUGGUCCGAUGCAUCUCUUCCGCUUGUGUCUUCCAGCAAUUCUAACUGCUAAGAUGGCAAUAUGGAAGAAAGCAAAUUUGAUACUACUCUUCUUCCUAUUGAGAAAACUCAUCCUUCCAUUCUAUUCCUUCACGUUGUUCUGCAUAAUUCUUCCUUUAACCAUGUUUGUCCCUGAGGCUGAACUUCCUAUAUGGGUUAUUUGCUACGUGCCUGUGUUCAUGUCAUUCCUCAAUAUUCUUCCAGCCCCAAAAUCCUUCCCUUUCAUUGUUCCUUACCUCCUCUUUGAGAACACCAUGUCAGUUACCAAAUUCAAUGCUAUGGUAUCUGGAUUAUUCCAGUUGGGUAGUUCUUAUGAGUGGAUUGUCACCAAGAAAGCUGGGAGGUCUUCAGAAUCUGACUUGCUUGCUGCUGCUGAGAGGGACUCAAAGGCAACUAACCUAUCACAGAUACAUAGAGGAGUUUCUGAGAGUGAUCUUGGAGAACUGAACCGAUUAAAAGAACAGAAAGAAGCAGCCCCUAAACCUGUCAAGAAGGUGAACAAGAUAUACAGGAAAGAGCUAGCUCUGGCAUUCCUCCUGCUCACAGCUGCUGUCAGGAGCCUGUUGUCUGCCCAAGGAGUCCAUUUCUACUUCCUACUCUUCCAAGGCGUGACUUUCCUCGUUGUGGGUCUUGAUCUAAUUGGUGAGCAAAUGAACUAAGAAGAAAUAUCAGCAAGACAGAGACAUGAAACAUGCAUGAGGUGAUAUUUGGCUAAUAUGCAUCAUAACCAAUUCAUAUCACUGUUGCAACUGAGGAAGCUCAGUCCUUUCCUUUCCUUGGAAAAUAUGGGUGAAGGGUAUAUGCUCCAGUUCAAUAAAAUGAAUUUUUCAUUUAUUACAUUUGAUUUGGAGAUUCCAAUAGGAUUUUCCCUUUUCACCAAUCAUCCCACACCCCCAAUAUAGUCACACUGUUUCUUAUUUUCAUUUUUCACAGGGUACCAGUCCUUUUAGCUCUUGUUAAGCAUUGAAUUAUUCUUGAUUGUUAUAGGAAGGAUAAUAUGUUUCAUUGUUUUUUUACGGUUGACUUAAAUUCUUGCUUGGUUGUGAUUUAGCAAUUAAGAUUCAAGCAAUAUUGUACUUGUAAAGUCUUCAAAAAAAAAAAAAGAAAUGUUUUGAGUGAGGUUGAAGGAUGAGCAUCCUUCAUGCUUUCUGGUUUUCAGCUUCCAUCUUCCAAGUGUGUUUCAGAAACUAUAUGUAUAUUCGCACUUAUUCUAUUUUUAUUUUAUCUAAUGUAACAAGAAUUAUCUUAAUCUUAAUAUCUCCAUCUGCCAAUA
This is a messenger RNA of Ricinus communis (castor bean), 3308 nucleotides long. Its product is annotated as probable xyloglucan glycosyltransferase 5. Gene Ontology annotation, molecular function: glycosyltransferase activity. The record is from RefSeq and is a predicted model, not a curated record. NCBI's taxonomy places the organism in Eukaryota, Viridiplantae, Streptophyta, Magnoliopsida, Malpighiales, Euphorbiaceae. The transcript is spliced from 5 exons. The coding region runs from base 613 to 2694 and encodes 693 amino acids. Gene Ontology annotation, cellular component: Golgi apparatus.